Acanthamoeba castellanii str. Neff is the source of this 477-nucleotide messenger RNA. RefSeq lists its product as uncharacterized. The transcript is spliced from 3 exons. Lineage: Eukaryota; Discosea; Longamoebia; Acanthamoebidae. The record is from RefSeq and is a predicted model, not a curated record. Bases 1 to 477 code for a protein of 158 amino acids.
AUGACGUUCUUUACAAACAGAGAACUGGAGGGCCAUAGACCUCUCAACAUCUUCUUGGUCAACGAGACAGACCACAAGCUCGAGUUCUGCGACCCCAAGUGCGAGUGGGGACAAGAAGGCACGCCCAUGGUGAAGCACGACCGGUACAUGGUGGAGCCCAAUCAGUCGUGCGUCGUUUUUGCUAAGGAGACCAGUCUGCCCCUUCUGGGCACGUCGCCCAUGGGACCCAAGGGCGAGUUCGGCAUGCGCCUGGCCGACUUGCAAGAUGAGAAGUUCACCAUCCGCUACAACCACCCUCCGUUGGGCAAGACGACGGUGGAGGUGAAGUGUCCGCCGGGCUUCGUCUACUUUGUGAGCAACGAGGCGCACCUGCAGCACCCCGACGCCUCCACGGUGAUCCACCUGCUCAGGAGACCCCACACCGCUGAGCUGGCCAAGGAGGAGAAGAUAAAGGGCAAGAAACUCGAGAGGAGGUGA